Molecule: messenger RNA, 6639 nt
Organism: Magnusiomyces paraingens
Lineage: Eukaryota; Fungi; Ascomycota; Dipodascomycetes; Dipodascales; Dipodascaceae
Exons: 1
Coding region: 1-6639 (2212 amino acids)
Source: RefSeq, a predicted model, not a curated record
AUGGUUUCCUCAAAACUAUUGAAAAUUGCUGUUACUGCUUUGAUCUCUGCUGGCAGAGUCUUUGCAGCACCCCAACCAGUCCCUGGAUCAUCCCCUUCUGAAAUAGUAUCUGUUUAUUAUGAAGAAAUCGUUUCAAACACUAAAUGGUACAAGGUAACAACUAUGGCACGAUCACUCACUGCCGAAUUUCUUGCCGCCCUUCCCACAGUGUCUGCCGAUGGUGUUUAUGCAACUGCUUAUACUCAAACCCAAGCCUGUGUACCAACAGGAUAUCCUGGAUUUUCAAAUGAUCCAAUGUGUACUGAGUGGCGCACAGAAUCUGUUAUUGUCAAUGGAUUAGCGACUACUACUAAAUACUGCGUUGCAUAUGUAAUUAUUAAGCCUGUCGAACCAGAUUAUGUUGUCAAGACCGAAGAUGUUGGUGAUUGCCAUGUGUGUGAAGACCACAAAGCAUCACAGUCUUCUAUCAAUGCACUUUCUGAUGAAUCUGUUUCGCCGACAAUUACUGAAGUGGAACCAGAAACUGAAUGCGAAGUUACCAUGAUUCCUGCUGGUACUACUGUUGAGGAUGGACAAGUGGUUGACAUUCAAAGUCCUGUGUGUGUCAGUAACCUUCCCACUCCUAGUUCUGACUGCGAUGUCACCGGGUUUUCAAUCAUCUCUUCCACAUUAGAAGACGAUUCUGUUACACAAGAGACCUAUGCUUACUGUGUUGGCGAAUCUUCUUCAGAAGUUGAACCAUCGUCUUCGGAACUUGAAUGUGCAUAUACUACUCACUCUUACUCUACUACAACUUUGAUAUGCGGUACUAUCAAGACAUAUACCAUUACUGCUUGUGCUGAGUCUUCAACGGAAUCUUUUGAGUCUUCUGAGUCUUCUGAGUCUUCUGAGUCUUCUGAGUCUUCUGAGUCUUCUGAGUCUUCUGAGUCUUCUGAGUCUUCUGAGUCUUCUGAGUCUUCUGAGUCUUCUGAGUCUUCUGAGUCUUCUGAGUCUUCUGAGUCUUCUGAAUCUUCUGAAUCUUCUGAAUCUUCAACUGAAUCUUUAGUUGAACCUUCUAUUACUUCUUGUCUUGAUCCUCUUGACGAAGCUGAGUGCAGCCAGGCUUAUACUGAGGUUUCAGCUUCCAUUCAAGGUUCUUCUUCCUCUAUCUCUGCUUACCUUGCUGCUUCCAACAAUAUUGUUCUUGCCGGUCUUCUCAUCUGUGCCUCCCUUUACAGUAACGUUGGCAGCCAAGUUCAAAGCUCCAUCGUCCCAACACUUACAGCCUACAAUGUCCCCACCACUGCUACCAUUGACGCUUGCACUUACGAUCUUUCUUCUAUUUCUUCUUCUGAAAGUGAAUCAAGUGAAAUUGGCUGCAAUGUUGUUGGUUACCAAACCACAACUAUGAUCAAUGACGAUGGCUGUGUUGAAACUCAAACUAUUCCACUCUGUGAGGAAAGUAGUUCCGAAGUUUCGUCUUCUCUUGAAUCAUCUUCUUCUCUUGAAUCAUCUUCAGCCAUUGAAUCAUCUUCUUCUAUCGAGUCAUCUUCAGCUGUUGAAUCCUCUUCAGCUGUUGAAUCCUCUUCAACUGUUGAGUCGUCUUCUGCUAUUGAGUCUUCUUCCAUUAUCUCUUCUUCGUUUGAGUCCACUGUUCCUGGCUGCAACAUUAUUGGCUACCAAACUACUACCAUGACUGAUGAAGAUUGCGUGGAAAUUCAAACAAUCCCCAUUUGCGAAGAAAGCAGCUCCGAAUUUACUUCUUCUGGUAUCGAAUCGUCUUCAUUUGUUGAAUCAACUUCUGCUAUUGAGUCGUCUUCUACUAUCGAGUCGUCUUCUACUAUCGAGUCGUCUUCUACUAUUGAGUCGUCUUCUACUAUCGAGUCGUCUUCUACUAUCGAGUCGUCUUCUGCUGUUGAGUCGUCUUCUACUAUCGAGUCGUCUUCUGCUGUUGAGUCUUCUUCCGCAAUUGAAUCUUCUUCUGCUGUUGAGUCUUCUUCCGCCCUUGAGUCUUCUUCCGUCGUUGAGUCGUCUUCCGAAAUCGAGUCAUUUUCCACCGUUGAGUCAUCUUCCGCAAUCGAGUCAUCUUCCGCCGUUGAGUCAUCUUCCACCGUUGAAUCAUCUUCAGCUAUUGAGUCAUCUUCCGCCGUUGAGUCGUCUUCUGCUAUCGAGUCGUCUUCUGCUAUCGAGUCGUCUUCCGCAAUUGCAUCAUCUUCAGCUAUCGAGUCGUCUUCUUCUGCUAUUGAGUCUUCUUCUGCUAUUGAGUCAUCUUCCGCCGUUGAGUCGUCUUCUGCUAUCGAGUCAUCUUCUGCCGUUGAAUCUUCCACCGUCGAAUCAUCUUCAGCUAUCGAGUCGUCUUCUUCUGCUAUUGAAUCAUCUUCUGCUAUCGAGGCAUCUUCUGCCGUUGAAUCUUCUUCCACUGUUCAGUCUUCUCCUGCCGUCGAAUCGACUUCUACGAUUGAAUCAUCUUCAGCUGUUGAAUCAUAUUCCGCUAUUGAGUCUACUUCAGCUGUUACGUCUUCAGUUAUCGAAUCGUCUUCUGCUGUCGAAUCGUCUUCUGCUGUCGAAUCGUCUUCUGCUGUCGAGUUAUCCUCUACCAUUGAGUCAUCUUCAGCUUCUUCAGAGUUUGAAAUAUCAUCAACAACUGAGCCUGCUCCAGUUGUCACUGGCUGUGUCGACCCUCUUGACGAAGCUGGCUGCAGUGCCGCUUACACUGAAGUUUACACUGCUAUUGCCUCUGCUUCUACUGAGGAAAUCGUGAGCUACUUUAGUGUCGAACACAACACUGUUCUUGCUGGUCUUUUAAUGUGCGCCCCUGAGUACGAAAAUAUUAAGUCGCAAGUAGAUGAAAACAUUGUUCCUAAGCUUUCUGAAAACAACUUUGCUACCACUGCCACUAUCGAAGCUUGUGCACUUGAGUCUUCUACCACUGGCUCUGUUUCAAUUUCUGAGUUCGUUAGUGUUUCUGAGCCUAGUUCAGUUUCUGAAUCUUCUCUAGUUUCUGAUAUUCCUUCUAUUUCUGGAUCGGCACCAGUUUCUGAAGCUGUCUAUUACUCUGAGACUUCAUCAGUUUCUGAAUCUGUUAGCUCAACUACUGGAUGUGUAGAGCCUCUAGAUGAAGCAGGCUGCAGCGAUGCUUACGCCGAGGUUUACAGUGCUAUUGCCUCUGCUUCUACUGAGGAAAUCGUGAACUACGUUAGUGCCGAACGUAACACAGUUCUUGCUGGUCUUUUGAUCUGCUCCCCCAACUAUGAAACAAUUGAUACUGCUGUCAAGGAAAACAUUAUUCCCAAGCUUUCUGCCAACAAUUUUGCCACUACUGCUACCCUUGAAUCUUGUGCACUUGAGUCUUCUUCUGCUGGCUCUGUCUCAAUUUCUGAGUUUGUUAGUGUUUCCGAGUUGACUUCAGUCUCUGAAUCUCUUUCUCAGUCUGAGUCUUCAUUUGUUUCUGAAAUUUCUUCUAUCUCCCAAUCUUCACCUGUUUCUGAAAUUUCUUCUAUUUCUGAAUCUUUCCCUGUUUCUGAGUCAUUCAUUGGCUCUGAGUCUAUUGUCACUUCUGUUAGCGAGUCCCACUACUCAGGUUCUGAAUCUUCUUUUGGUUCUGAAUCCGUUCCAGUUAGUUCUGCCACUGGUUGUGUGGAGCCUCUUGACGAAGCUGGUUGCAGUGCUGCUUACGCUGAAGUUUACUCUGUUAUUUCCGCUGCUUCUUCCAAUGAGCUCGUGAGCUACUUCAGUGCUGACCACAACACCGUCCUUGCUGGUCUUUUGAUCUGCGCUCCUGAGUACGAAAGCAUUAAGACUAAUGUUGAAGUAAACGUUAUUCCAAAACUUUCUGAAAACAGCUUUGCUACUACUGCCACAAUUGAAGCUUGUGAACUUGAGACUUCUGCUUCCGAAUCUAUUUCUAUUUCCGAGUCUACUUUUGUUUCUCAGUCUAUUUCCGAGGCAACUACUGUUUCCGAGUCAGUUCCGGUUACCUCUGCCACUGGUUGUGUGGAGCCUCUUGACGAAGCUGGUUGCAGUGCUGCUUACACUGAAGUUUACACUGCUAUUGCCUCUGCUUCUGCCGAAGAACUUGUGAGCUACUUCGGCGCUGACCACAACACUGUUCUUGCUGGUCUUUUAAUGUGCGCACCUGAGUACGAAAACAUUAAGUCUCAAGUUGAUGAAGACAUUGUUCCUAAGCUUUCUGAAAACAACUUUGCAACUACUGCCACUAUUGAAGCCUGCGAGCUUGGGUCUUCUGUCUCUUCUUCAGUUUCAAUUUCUGAGUCUGUCAGCAUUUUUGAGUCUGAAUCUUCUAUUUCUCAGUCUGUUUCCGAGGUCACUUCAGUUUCUGAGUCUAUUUCAAUCUCUGAGUCUGUUCCUGCUACUUCCACUCCUGGGUGUGUGGAGCCUCUUGAUGAAGCUGGCUGCAGCGCUGCUUACAUAGAGGUUUACAAUGCUAUUUCCACUGCUUCUACUGAGGAGCUCAUUAGCUAUUUUGGUUUGGAGCAUAAUACUGUUCUUGCUGGUCUUCUUAUUUGCGCUCCUGAGUUUGAGAGUAUCAAAUCAAAUGUUGAAGCAAAUGUUAUUCCUAAGCUUUCUGGUAAUAACUUUGCUACUACUGCCACCAUCGAAGCUUGUGAGCUUGAGACAUCUAUUUCUAGUUCUAUUUUUAAUUCUGAGUCUGUCUCUUCUCCUGUUUCCGAGUCAAAUACUAUCUCUGUUUCUGAAUCCGUUCCUGCUACCUCCACCUCCGGUUGCGUCGAGCCUCUUGAUGAAGCUGGCUGCAGUGCUGCUUAUACUGAGGUCUACUCUUUCAUCUCCACUGCUUCUGCCGAGGAACUGGUGAACUACUUUGGUGCUGAUCACAACACUGUCCUUGCUGGCCUUUUGAUUUGUGCUCCUGAAUACGAGGUCAUCAAGACCAAUGUUGAGGUGAACGUUAUUCCCAAGCUCUCUGGCAACAACUUUGCAACUACUGCCACUAUUGAAGCUUGCCAGCUUGAGACUUCCAUUUCUGAAUCUGAAUCUGAAUCUGAAUCUGAAUCUGAAUCUGAAUCUGGCUCUAGUUCUGAUUCUAGUUAUGUUUCUAUCAGCGUCUCGGAAUCAACUUCAGUUUCUGAAUUUAGUUCUCUUUCAGAAUCCAUCACUGUUUCUGAAACUUCUUCUACUUAUGACUUUAGCAAUUAUUCCGAGACUUCCGCUACUUAUGACUUUGGAAAUUACUCGGAGACUUCUGCUACUUAUGACUUUGGAAAUUACUCUGAGACUUCUGAAUCUCUUUCUUCUAUUACUGAGUCUGUUCCUGUUUCUUCUAUCACAGGUUGCAUUGAACCUCUUGAUGAGGCUGGAUGCAGCGCUGUUUACUCUCAAAUCUAUUCUUUCAUUGCUUCCGCCUCUGAUGAAGAGCUUGUGAAUUACUUUGGUGCUGAGCACAACAUUGUUCUUGCAGGACUCCUUAUCUGCGCUCCUGAGUAUCCAACAAUUGACACAGAUGUUAAGAAUAACGUUAUUCCCAAGCUCACCGUCAACAGCUUUGCAACCACAGCUACAAUUGAAGCCUGUGAAAUUGGUUCUUCAACUCUCGUUUCAUUUUCGGAAUCUAUUUCUACUACUGUUACAGAGCCUGCUUCUGGUAUUGAGUCUACCACUGAUACUGAACCUGUCUCCAACAAUGAGUCUACUACUGGUAUUGAACCCGCUUCCAACAGUGAGUCUACUACUACUGGUACCGAGCCUUCUAUCUCUGAGUCUAGCAUAGGAACUGAACCAGCCACCGGCACUGAACCUAUUACUGGCACCGAGUCUGCUGUCUCUGAGUCCACCCCUGAUACUGAGUCAGCUACUGACACUGAGCUUGCUAGUGGAACUGAAUCUGUUUCCGGUAUUGAGUCUACGACUAGUACUGAACCUGUUUCUAACAAUGAGUCUACUACUGGUACAGAACCAGUUGUCUCUGAAUCCACCACAGAUAUUGAGCCCGCCCCAGAAACUGAGCCUGCUACUGCUGAGCCCACCACUGGUACUGAGCCCGUUCCUGAAACUGAGUCUACCACUGUUACUGAGCCCGUUCCUGAAACUGAGUCUACCACUGGUACUGAGCCUACCACUGGUAGUGAGCUCGUUCCUGAAACUGAGUCCACCACUGGCACCGAGCCCGCCACUAGUACUGAGCCCGCUACAGGCACUGGCACUGAACCUGCUACUGAGCCUGCUACUGAUUCUGAGUCCGGCACUGGUACCGAGCCCGCUGCUGAGACAACAGAAUCUCAUUCCUACUUUAUUUCUACUCUUUCCCUUUCGACGACUCCUGUUGUAGAAACCAACAGUGAGAGCGGCAGCACGAUUCCUGCUGAGGGAACAACCACUGGAUAUGCUCCUGCAGAGUCUUCAUCUGCAGUAGAGACAGCGUCCAAUUCUGAGAGUGUCCCUGAAGGUGGAAACAAUACAUUUUCAGCUGAAACCGAAACAGGAACAACCUUUUCGGUCAUCUCUCCAUCAACUACGGAAUCUAUUGAGAGCUCUACUGAGACUCAUGGCAUUCCAGAGUCCACAACUUCUGGUGUUCCUCCAUCCACACCACCAAUUGACCAAACUAGCAAUUCUAGUCGGUACGGCAUCAAUGUUGCAGCCCUGUUUGGCUCUCUCUUUGUUGUUUGGGCUCUUCUCUUUUAA